Puntigrus tetrazona (Sumatra barb) is the source of this 7683-nucleotide messenger RNA. It is a transcript of the gene prr36b, whose product is annotated as histone-lysine N-methyltransferase SETD1B. NCBI's taxonomy places the organism in Eukaryota, Metazoa, Chordata, Actinopteri, Cypriniformes, Cyprinidae. The transcript is spliced from 6 exons. Bases 561 to 5933 code for a protein of 1790 amino acids. The record is from RefSeq and is a predicted model, not a curated record.
GUCCGAGGCGACAGAAAAGAAGAGGGACGGCGCGCGAAGAAAGGACGCGGGGUGGCCUGUGCGAUGACAUCAUCCCUCAUUUGCAUAAAUCUCAGCCUGAGCGCUGAUUGGUCGCGGGCCGGAGAGACCGAAGCCGCUCGCGCUUUUCAUCCUUUUCAACGCUCCCUCUCGCGACCGCAUAGUGUGUGCGCGUGCGUGCGUGCGCGGAUCGCCGAGCGCCGUUUCAUUCUCUGCUGCCAGGAGACGCACAUCUCUUUUAUCGCCGGUAGACAGUCAGUCAGCCCCGAACCGCCUCCGCUGCUGGUUUUUCCCUCAACGUUUUAGCUGCCGGUUUUUUCCUCGACUCGCAGAGCUUCUCGCCGGGUUCCGCUUGGAAGCAACAACAACAACAAAAAAAAAAACGGGAGGAGACGCGAGUACCGACUGGGCGUUGCUGGAGGAAAAGCGCUAUAGACUCGGUCUGCCAUAACCGUCUGAUAGCAGUAGACUCCAACUAGUAGACUGAGUCCUGGGUUCCCGAUUCCUCUUCUGUUGAGACGGACCUCCAGGACUAGGACAAGAUGAAACCGGAUGGUGUUGACACGGCAGCAGUGGAGCCAAUGGAAGCAUUAAACGCAGGUCCUGCGGUCGAGGUGGCACCAGUGGGUGAAGCUCAGGACCAGGCUUUGCCUGCAACGCAAACAGAGGCAACCAACAAGACCGGAAAAGACAAGCCUGUGGAUCCCAAAGCUAAGACGAAGGCUCCCGCCAAAACAAAGACAACCACCACUGGAACCAAGGCAUCUACGACCAGCUCCCGUCCAACCACUGGCCAAAGCCGCCUGACAAACGGGGCACAGAAGUCGCAAGCUAAUGGCGUCACCAAAAAGACCACCACAGCUGGCCUGGAGAAGAAAACCUUGACCACUGCUGCCCCUAAAAAAACAACAGCUUCUGCACCCACAACCAAGACCCCAACCAAGGUGGCUGAGAAAAAGCCGGUGGGGACGACAAGACCUACCAGUGCUCCAGCCAAUGGUGUGAAAACAACAGGGGCAGCACAGGCCAUCAAGAAAGCCCCAGCUGCACCAGCCAAUGGUCUGAAGUCUAAACCAAAAACUACAGCUCCAGCUACAAGACCCGCUACGGCACCCACCACCAAGACCAGCACCACUGGCUCUCCCAAACCUGAUAAGACACCUGUCGCCAAGACAACCAGGUCUGCUGGCCCUGCUCCUGCUGCUCGUUCUUCUCCUGCUGCCCACAAACCUGGGACACCAGUAUCUGCCAGCAAGACAUCUACAGCUGCAUCCAGGCCAACUACUGCUACACCCAAGACACCAUCUACUACUGCUAAACCUUCUCCUGCUAAAACCACAGCGCCCUCUGCUGCCCGCACUCCCACUCCUAAAACCACAACACCUGUCAAGAAAGAUGUCAGUAAGCAGUCAUCUACUCCAGCGGCUAAGAAGCCCACUUCUUCUCCGCUUACCCGGCCAGCACCAACAAAGACCACAAAGUCUGACACCCCUAAGCCAGCCUCCACUGUCAAGGCAGAAUCAGCCUCAAAAAAAUCCACUACCCCCAGCAAGGUGGCAGAUGUUAAGACUGGUAAACCCAAGGAGAGCAAAGCAGCAUCUUCCAAGGAGGUUAGCGCAAGCCCCAAGACCACAGGCAACAAGUCCACCACUAAGACAAGCAGCCCAAAGAAGGCAGUUGGCAGUAGCACUCCAAUGCCACUGAAGGGUGGCCCAAAAGCCUCCCGGCCUGCAGAUGCAGCAGCCAAGGAGGCUGAGAAAAAGGAUGUGGUACCUGCUGUGGUUGCAGCCACUACUGCAGCCGUUGCUGUUGUUUCUGUUUUGACCUCUGAGGCAACACCUGAAGACUCAGCUAUAGCUUGUGUUUCUGCAGCCACCGAAGAUGCAUCUGAGGACCAGUUCAUCCAGGCCAAUCCCGCUGCCUCUGAGGUGAAAUUAGAAGACUCAUUUACAACUCUAAUUCCUGCUUCCUCUGAGGACUUUAAAGAGAAUUCUAAAGAAAUGGACACAAAUGUCGCCACCACUAUUGAAGCACCUGAAUACACAGUUACACCUGUAAUUCCUCAUGAGGAAACCCCUGAAGACUCUGUUACACCUUUCAGUCCUGAAGAAACACCUGAGGACCCAAUUAUGUCUGUCAUUCCCCCAACCUCUGAUGAGGUACAAGAGGUACAAACUCUGUCACCUGUAAUUUCUUCUGAAGAAACACCUGAAGAAGUAACUACACCCGUCAUUCUUCCUACCUCUUAUGAGGCACGAGAGGAAACUGUUUCACCUGUCAUUCCUUAUGAAGAAAUACCCGAAGACGUAACUACAUCUGCCAUUCGUCCUACCUUUUAUGAGGCACGAGAAGAAACAGUUUCACCUGUCAUUUCUGCUGCUUUUGAAGAAACACAUGAAGACUUAACUACGUCUUUCAAUGUUCCUACCACGUAUGAGGCACGAGAAGAAACUAUUUCACCUGUAAUUUCUGCUGCUUCUGAAGAAACACCAGAAGAUGUAACUACAGCUGUCAUCCCCCCUACCUCUUACGAGGCACCUGAAGAGUCCUUUUCACCUGUCAUUCCUCCUGCCUUUGCUGAAGCACCUGAAGAAACAACUGCACCUUUCAUCCCCCCUACCUCUUAUAGGGCACCUGAAGAAAAAGCUUCCCCAGUCACUUCUCAAGCCUUUGAAGAGGAACCUGAAGAUACCAUUACACCUGUUAUUUCUCCUACUACUGAUGAGGUGGAACCUAUAUAUGCCCAGGACACCCCCCAAAUCAUGGACACUUAUAAAGAUGACAAUGCCAUGUCUCAGCUGGUUGCUGAAAUAGAAUCAGUCAGUUUAGAGGAUCCAGUGCCUGUUGUGUCUCCUCUGGGAACCACAGUACUGUCCCCACCAUCCUCUCCCACCGGUCCACCAUCCAUGCCAGUUGAGCUCCCAAGCUCAGCUCCCUUCCUGGGCUUGCAGGGUCCAGCUGAAUCAUGGGUACAGAGCUCUUCACAGUACCCCAGUUCUGCGACCAUAGAGAAUGAGGAGCAGUAUGAGGAAAGACAGUGUGAUGAAGAAAGCGAGGAGGAGGAUGAAAAAGAUCAGGAUGACACACAGAUGCCCUCUGCAGCUGAGAAUGUAAUUGAAGACUUUGAUCUGAUGAGCUCCAGUGGUGGGGAUCACAUCAAAAAUGCAAUUCCUGUCUCCCCCUUGCAAGAUCGAGAAGAGGCGGUAGAGAAAGCUGAAGAAGAGAUUAAUGAAGACAAUGAUGAUGAGGAAGAGGAGGAGGAAGAGAAAGAGGAGGAGGAGGAAGAGGAGGAGGAGGAACAGGUAAAAGAGUUUGGCAUAAAGGAAUCAGAGCCCCAGACAGAGAAAGAAGUUGACCUUAAAAAGGGGGUGCUGGAUUUCGCUAGCUCUGAUUGGGGUAUGAUGCAAUCAGAUGACAUGUACAGCAGUGACAAACAUGACUCAGAAGUAACAUCUCCCUUUAAUGCUGAAGACAGCUGCAGUGCUAAUGAGACAGGUGAUUUCAUCAUGACCGAGGCAGACAGGGAACAGCCAUUCACAGGGCCUCCUGGAAUCCAGUCAUUUGGUAGUGAAGAUGAAGAAGAGGAUGAAGAGGAAGAACAACUGAAGAAAGAAAUGGAUCUAGCAUUAGAGCAUGAUGAUGAACACCACAAACAACAGAAAGAAUUGGAGGAGGAAGAUGAAGAUAUAGAGAUGGUCCACAGGGGCAUGGAUGAUAGUGCACUUGGGGUUAGUAAAAAUGAUGGUAAUGAAGAUGAAGAUGAUGAGGAUUACAGAGAGGAGAGUCAUCUAGACCUCAACAGCAUUGGUCACACUGUUUCAGCAACAUCUAUGCCUCUGACAGCAGCAUGGAGUAAUUCCAAUCCAUUUUCUGAUCCCUGGGCCCAGCCUCCUUCCGUCCUGUCUGAAUCGAACCUGUCAGCUUCAAGACUUCAAGAUCCAGACACACUCACCAAAUUCCCAGCCGAUCCAGACACAACCACCGCAUUCUCAGCUGAACCAGAGACACCCCCUAGAUCCCCGGCUGAGGCUUUUCUGGACAUGAGUCCACCCCUGAUUCAGGCCUCAAAACCCCAGCCUGACCUCCAAGAAGAGACCGGGAGCUCAGUCCAAGUAGAGUCGGGUAUCUUGGCUCCUCCUGCCAUUGGAAUGUCCCAGUCCAGCACCCUCAGUGGAACAGCCCUGGCUGCCCACAGCAGCAGUGAGACCAGCACACCUGAAGAACUUCGAGAUUAUGACAGCAGCUCAGGUGUAGAAUCCCGAUCAGACAAGCAGCAGACGCCAGUCCCUGCCAUGCAAGCAGACAUAGAGCAGGACUUAGGUAUUCAUCUUGAGCGAGGUGAUGGGGAGGAGGAAGAGGCCGAAACGUUGCCGGCGGAUGAAGUACUGGGUGAGGCCGCAACAGCACCAGCCUCCGUACCAUCAUCACCAUCAACCUCUGGUGAUGAGGCCAGUGAUACAGAGGGUGAGAUGCAAAUCAAUGAUCCUGAUGUUGCGGUUGAUGACAACGCCACAGAUCCUCACAACCUUGCUGCCCUGGAGGAAGAUGAGGAGGCUCCUGAACACAUUGGAGAAGAAGACGGUGACACGCCUCAGUCAGCCAACUCUGUGGCUUCCUACGGUUUUGACUGUUCCGCAUCCAUCUCCAAUGCCCACUCUAUGGCUGAGAGCUGUGGAAAGAGUCCAGGCAUCUUUAGCCUGGAGAAUGAAGAGCAGCUUCCGGAAGAGGCUAAGGAUCCCUCUUUCAUCAAGGAGCUCACCCUGCCAGCAGCCACCGCCUACAGUGAUGACUUGUUGGGCUGCCCAGUGGAUUUGCUGCCUAUCAGCGAGCCCACAGAGAGAGAUGCUGGGUUUGACGAGCACUACAUGCUGUGCAGUAAGACAGACCCAGGCGCCAUGGAGGAAAUGGAUCCUGAGUCCCCCAUGCACCUCUCACCCCAACACGGGGACGAUUCUGAUGGCCAGCCACCAUACUACUCUGCUAUAUGUGAUAAGACUGAUAACUUUCUGGCAGGGAAAUCCGGGAACACUAUACAGACUGGUGAGCACCAGCUUUCACUGGAGAAUGGUAACUAUCCGAGGCUAACCCAAGAGCUGAAUGACAAUAACUACCUUGCUCCCCUGCCGAACACCCACAGGCAGCUACAGCAGCCACUUCCUCGCAUCAGCGUUCAACACGUGGAUGUUCCUCCGAGGGUCCCCCCGACUUCACUGAUGCCCAAUGUGCAGCUGCGACGGCUAGAGCAUCACCAGUUGCAGCUGCGGCACAUCCGGCAACGGCAGGAGCAGGAGCGGCUGCAACGACUCUGUCUGGAGGAAGAAAGGCAGCGGCAGGAGCAGCAGAGGGCACUGGAGAGGCAACGCCGAGAGCUGCUUCAGUUGCAGCUUCAGCAGCAGCAGCAGGAACACCGCCUCCGCCGACAGCUCCUGCAGCGGCAGCUUGAGAUGGAGCAGCAACAGAGGCUCAGACAGCAGGUGAAAGGGCCCUCAUCCGGGCUCUGCACCAUCUAUGAGGCCAUGGAGACAAGUGAGGAGGAAGAGGAGGAUGCAGAGAACCAAUCCACCGGCCACCGAGGUUCCCCAAAGCAAAUGGGCCAUUCCAUCCCGACCAACGGAAACCUUCGGCGACCGCCUCCGCAGGAGCUGGACUGGAACACAAAACUGGACAUGGUCCAGCAGCUGAUUAACCAGGCUCUGCUUCUGACCGGGGAGGAUGGCUGUCAACCGCUCCUGUACCUACCUGGGCAAGGAGGGGGCAUCCUCAGCCCUCUGGAGAGCAGCCUGUGGCCGCACAUCAUGUCCCACUUCGACUGCACCGCCGCAAACGUGGCCUCGGUCAGCAGUUACUCCCCGAACAGCCAGGACAGUUCUCCACAGGGCGACUGGACUGUGGUGGAGCUGGAGACCCAUCACUGAGUCUCAGAGCACCAUUAAACCCAGCAUGUGCACUAAUAAUACAAUAUCAAUCCCAAACCAUCCCAAACUAUUCUUGAAACACUGAAGUGCGUCCCAUAAGUCUUCUAAUCGAGCUUCAUGUGUACUCAUCCACUCAGAAUGCAGUCAUUCAUUAUGCAAACACCUUCCUGAAGAUGUUCGGGUUUCUUUGUAGUGUAAACUCUCCCUCAAACAUAUUUAAACAUUUAAAUCUACAAAUAUUUAUGGAUUAAUAGUAUUUUAUUAUUUCUGACAACUCAAGUCAACAAGAAAACUAUAUGUACUUGUUUUUGGUCAUACUGUAAAAGAUUUGUGAGAGAAAAUCUUCCAUCAAAAUUCAAGAAUCUGCUUUACAUUUAAAGCAAAUUUUUAAGGUAAUUAGUUUACAAACAGCCGACCAGCUAAUUUUAGGUCAGUGUUCUUCCUAAUCGUAUCUAAGCCAUCCAUUAUAAGUCUUGCAGUUUUUUAUAAGGUUCUGAUAAGUUGAUCCAAGUGUGCUUCAUUAGUUUUCGAAAUGUUUAGUAUUGGAGAACCUUAGAGGACAGGUUUGAAAAUGAUUUCGAGCAACUAUUGUAAGUAAUAUUGCCUUUCAUAACGGUCAUUUAUUUUGAAUCUGUAUAUGGACACUUCUCACUUCUUAAUCUUAUCUAUUAUGUUGAUUUUAGCUAUUGAUGGAAGGCCGAACAGGUUCACCUCAAAGUUCUUAUUGCCAAGCAGCUAUCUUUGGUUCUCGAUAAACUAUAUAUAAGUACAGAUGCCAAAUGGUCAUAUUUAGACUUAUUUUAUCAGGUUAAUUGAGACAUUUACAUAGAUAUAUAUCAUCUUUUCUGUUGGGUUAAGGCUAAUGUUUUGUUGUUGUCUAAGGACUGUUGACCUCAUGCAUGGCUUCAGACAGAGCUGCUCUGUUUGCCAUUCUCUUUCAGCUGUGGGGGAAACUCUUCUCUCCCGACAUUCCUGAACCAUUACCUCAUUUCCUGGGUCCUUCUUGUUUCAAUGGGUUUCCUGGGUUACUGAUGAUGUCAUGGCAACUAGAAAAAAGGAGGUGUCUAAAAGACACAUGAGGGGGAAAAGGAUGGAGAGAGAAAACGUUCUAAAGACUGAAAGCUUUAGUAAAUGAGCCGUUUGUCAAUGCCAUCAAUCUGAUUUUCCUGAAAUGCUGUGGAGGGUGUAUUUUUAUACAGAGUUAGAUAUAUAGCGUCUGAUGGAGUGUGUGUCUGCUGACAAGAAUUACUAUAAGUAUUAAAAUAAUUAAUAUCUGUGUUAUAUUUUCUACAGCAUUUUCUGUUUUUCCAUCUUUUUAUUAUUUUUGGUUAAUGUGUACUGUAUUCGCUUUAAAAAACAAAACAAAAUAUUUUGCUUAUUGACUAGACUGUUGCAGUAGCGCCAUCUACAGAUGAUGUGUCAUGAAAAAAAUAAUGAAAUGCUUUCUAAAGGCAAACCAAUGUGUUCAACCUUUAUACUAUAUAUUUUACAUGAUGUUAUAUUAAGGAAUAUAUUAUUCAGCCACCAGUUAUAAAUGUCCUUUCUGGGGUAAACUAUUUAUUUUUCCUUUCCUUAAUACUCAUUUCCUUACUUAUUAUGAUUUUAUUAAUUUGUAUUGAUUUAUUGGAAGAUGCACACAAUUACCGGGGACAGCUGUGCCAUGUUGUAUUGGUGUGGUAAACAGUGAUUAUAGGAAAUGGUUGUAGUUUCCUUUUUUCUCUAUUAAAAUCAUAAGUGCAGCGAUGAUAGA